This is a messenger RNA of Melitaea cinxia (Glanville fritillary), 1363 nucleotides long. RefSeq names its product AP-3 complex subunit sigma-1 (gene or). The coding region runs from base 161 to 736 and encodes 191 amino acids. Gene Ontology annotation, biological process: Golgi to vacuole transport; intracellular protein transport. The record is from RefSeq and is a predicted model, not a curated record. The transcript has 6 exons. Gene Ontology annotation, cellular component: AP-3 adaptor complex; intracellular membrane-bounded organelle; membrane coat. NCBI's taxonomy places the organism in Eukaryota, Metazoa, Arthropoda, Insecta, Lepidoptera, Nymphalidae.
ACAAAUGACAACUCUAAUCGAUGAAAGUUAUUCGACAAAAAAAUGAUUUUACAUAUUUGAAUUAGUUAAUAAAUACGCCUAUACAAAACGAGUUUUAUCACCUAUGUAAUUUAUAAAUUAAGUUGAUGAGAGUUUAACUGAAGGAACUUACGAUAACACAAUGAUCAAGGCGAUAUUAGUGUUCAAUAAUCAUGGGAAACCGAGAUUAUCGAAAUUUUAUCAAUAUUUUAAUGAGGAUAUGCAGCAACAGAUAAUAAAGGAGACGUUCCAACUUGUUUCCAAGAGAGAUGACAAUGUUUGUAACUUCCUCGAAGGAGGCAGUCUCAUUGGUGGUUCAGAUUACAAAUUAAUCUACAGGCACUACGCUACAUUGUACUUUGUGUUCUGCGUUGACUCCUCGGAGAGUGAGUUAGGGAUAUUGGAUCUCAUUCAGGUGUUCGUCGAGACAUUAGACAAGUGUUUCGAGAACGUUUGUGAGUUGGAUCUAAUAUUCCACGCAGACGCUGCCCAUCAAGUGCUAGACGAGUUAGUUAUGGGCGGUAUGGUGCUCCAGACCAACAUGGCUGACAUACUGUGUAGGCUCAACGAACAGAACAAAAUGCAGAAGGCUGAGGCUGGUAUAUCAACGGCCCCGGCGAGGGCAGUGUCGGCUGUUAAAAGCAUGAACCUUCCACAACAGUUGAGAGACAUGCGUCUGCCGGACCUGCCACAGGCUAUUAAGGAUUUGAAAUUCUGACCGACGCAGCAGGCGUAUCCCGCCUCCCCCGUCUCCAUAGCAACGAACAUAUUCAACACAAUAUACCCGCAUAACGAAAAAUAUCAAAAUUUACAGCGUCCGGAAAACAUUUCGAACAAAUUCUUCGGUUCCGAAUCGCUAAGUACGAGAUUUUCCGAAACUUUCACGGAAAACUAUCAACAGACGGACGGUAUCAAUUUUCCGAACUACGAAUCCCACAAAUCGGAUGGGUAUCAAGAUUUGACGGGUAAUGUCGAGUGCGAUUCGGAUAAGAAGCGGAAAAAGAAGAAAAAGAAUAAACAUUGAUUUGCAAACAAACUGCUAAUAAAUUAUUUACUUUGCAAAUGUCCGCUAUUUGCAGUUAUUUGCAAUUUUCCGUGUGACUCCCUUUUAAAUAAUAUUAGUGUAAUUUUGGUGUCGUUUGUACAUUUGGAAAUAGUUGAAGUUUUGGUAUGCUUCGAUUUUCAAUAUUGUUGAAAAAUUUAAUCAAAUUAAAUAUAAUUGUUACUGAAAUCUACAUUUAUUGUCGAAAUUCGUACAUUCCAAGAUUAAAAUAUGGGAUUUGAACAUGUUCUAACAUCGCUUACUGUGUUUAGGUUUUAAGAAAUAUAUUUUUUUGUUAAAUCA